UGGUCAACCAGCUAAAACCAGCCUAGGCAGGUUUAAGCUGGAUUUUUCAGCAGGGGAGACGGUGAAAGUAAAGAUUACCUUGAAAAUCUUUAAACAGGCAUAAACACAUUAUGGGAGUUCAUUUGCUGAAAUUUAAAUUAAAAUCUGUUUUAUGUUUGGUGAAACGUAUGUUUGUAAUGUUUUUGUGCGUGUUAUAUUAAAAAGAGGGAGAAGAAAUCGAUGUAUGAAUGAUGUAAUGUUUAAAUAAUGUUCCGUUAAAAACGCGUGAAGGUCAUGUGACCAUCAUGAAAAACGCAGCAUCUAAGUUCUCACAGAACGCGUUUUUUUGUCUCUUGCGGUCUUCCGAAUUCGUUUUCCCGAGGUGACCUGGCAAGAGCAGUCUUUAUAAGAACGCAAGUCCGUUAUCUGCCUUCUUGAAAACGAGAAUCAGCCACUGUUUUGGUUUGUCGGUGUAUUUUUCUUUUGUUUGUCGCUUUAAUCGACGACGUUCCUUUGCGCCCGCCCCGCUGUGAUGACGCGUUCACUCAGCGUCGAGUCUUCAGAGCUGAGGUGAGUCAUUCACGCCCAUUCUCGUGUUUACACAACAAUAAAACACACUUUACAGUUUAUUAAAGCGACAAUCUGCGACUAGUUUCUGCAUUGAGUUCACCUCUAUCUGUGUGUCUGCUGACCAAAACAAUACAGCAGGCAGAGAGGAGCUCUGAGAGGACACUAUGAGUGAAUGUGUUUGAGUUUAUCUGUGUUAGUGUGUAGUUUUUACAGGUUUGUGUUCGUUAUGUUGUAAAGUAUGAUCUGUAAAGUGAGAUAAUAAGAAUCUACGAUGGCAAUUACAGUAACUUUGAUGCUCUUUAUGUUUUAAAGGGUUUUGUGAUUUCCCAGUUUGUGUACAUAGCACAUAGGCUACAUGCUAACAGUCGAAAUACUGAAUUGAUAUGAAUACUUCUUAUUUAGACUAGAUAUUGAUAUAAAUGUGGUUAAAAUAGUACGAUAAUAUGUUUGUCCUGCAAGCGAUUAGUGUAAAAUUAGCUGAUCUUAAAUGGAUGUUUUUAAUCUGAGGCUCAUCGAUAUUAUCAGAGCUGCUCCUCUUUAUUUCACAUCAAAGGUUCCUGUUUUUACUUCAAUCAUUAUACUGAUAUUUUUUAGAGCUACAUAUUGACACUUUAAAUUAGGCAUGGGACGAUAACUAUUUUCAAGGUAUACCCCAGUUGGAAAAGGUCAAGGUUUUAAAACCGAUUCCAACCAAUUCUGUUCCUAAGGCAUGUAAGAUUUUUUGUUUGUUUGUUUUGUUUUUUAAGACAACAGUAUCUCCAGCAGAAAAGAUAUCUAAAGAUGCCAUAUUAAAUCAUAAAAAAGUCUGUUUUUGAUACAAACGAAGGCCGCACAAGUCAAUAAUUAGUUUAGCCUGACAUAAUUAAUUUUCCAAAAUAUUUUAAAUGUUUCUCAAAAUAAAACAUACUGUUCAAAAGGGGAAAAAGUUUUUGUGAUUAGAACAUUUAAAAAAUAAUUUUUUAAACAUUUUAGAACAGAAUUCACAAUACCGUGAUUUUUUUAUCCAAGGUUUUAUACCAUCAGAAUCAUAUACAGGCCCAUGCCUACUUUAAAUACAUUUCAUGAUGUUAGCUGACUUAGAUCACAUAUUGUGUCACCUACAUGAUGUAGUUAUAAAUGAUUUAUUAUACCAAUCAGUGUAAAUUAAUCAAAUUUCUCUGUUUAUUGCUCUGAACUCCAUCAGUGAAAGACAAAGACAAAGAGUUUAUUGAAGGACAGUGAGAAGAUGAGUGAUCCAGAACCCUGCAGAAUUAAACAGGAAGAGACUGAAGAACUAAUAGAUGUGGUGGUAAAGGAGGAGAGCGAAGAACUGAGUGAAGAUGAGGAGAAACAUGUCAAGAGUGAAAAUGAAACUCACACAAACACUGAACAUAGGUGCACCUGCACUCAGUGUGGAAAGAGUUUUGGGCGAAAAUACGGUCUCAUAGUUCACAUGAGGAUCCACACUGAAAAGAAACCUUACAAGUGUUCACGCUGCGACAAGAGAUUCAGUAAGUCGAAACAUCUGAGAGCACACAAGAAGAUUCACACUGGAGAGAAACCGCAUCACUGCAUUGAUUGUGGGAAGAGUUUCAGGGAUACAUUUACUCUACAGAGACACGCAAAACAAUUUCACGAGAUGACUGAAUCCAUGAAGGUCCACCUCAAUGUUCGCACAAAGAUGAAGGGUUUUUUAUGCUCUCUGUGUGGGAAGAGUUACAGUUGUCGAAACAGUUUAAAAAUCCAUCAGAUGAUCCACACUGGUGAGAAACCUCACAAGUGUUUACACUGCGGCAAAUCAUUCAGUCAGCUACACACCCUGAAGGCACAUGAGAGCAUUCACACUGGAGAGAAACCGUACACAUGUUCCCAGUGCGGGAAGAGAUUCAGACAACCAUCAAACCUUUAUCAGCACAAGAUGAUCCACACUGGAGAGAAGCCGUAUACAUGUACUCAGUGCGGGAAGAGUUUCAGGCAAUCAUCAAACCUUCAUCAACACAUGAUCGUCCACACUGCAGAUAAAACACACGAAUGUGAUCAAUGCGGGAAAACAUUUUCAACGCUUUCAGUGCUGAGGAUCCAUCUUAGAGUUCAUACAAAGGAGAAACCGUACUCAUGCUCUGAGUGUGGGAAGAGUUUUACAGUGCAGUCGCAGUUCACAGCACAUCAGAAGAUGCACACUGGCGUGAGAGAGUUUGUGUGCUCUGUGUGGGAAGACUUUUAUUACAGCAGGAGGAUUGAAACAGCAUCAGAUGAUCCACACUGGAGAGAAACCUUUCAAGUGUUCGCACUGCGACAAGAGUUUCGGUCGCUUGCAAAAACUGAACAUACACCAGAGGAUUCACACUGGAGAUAAACCGUAUACAUGUACUCAGUGUGGGAAGAGUUUCAGUCACUCACCAAGCCUUCAUCAUCACCUGCUGAUCCACACCGGAGAGAAACCUCACAAAUGUGAUCAAUGCGGCAAAACAUUUUCGAGGCUUCCAGGACUGAAGGACCAUCUUCGACUUCAUACAAACGAGAAGCCUUAUUCCUGUUCUGAGUGUGGAAAGAGCUUUACAUCGCGGUUGUAUUUAAGGAGACAUCAGAAGGUCCACACUGGUGUGAGUGAGUAAUACGUGCUGGGAGUGUAAGAAGACUUAUAUUACAACUGGGAGCUUGAAACGACACCAGAGGAUUCACACCAGAGAGAAACCUUACACAAGUACUGAACAUGGGAAGAGCUUCACAAAAUUUAACCCUUAGGCCGUACUUACACUAGGUACAGUUGCCUCAAACUGGGCCAAAGCACGCUUGUCCUCCCUCCCGUCUCCUCCGACGGCCCGCACUCACACCACAAUCUGGCCUGGGCACGCUUGCGUCAU
This is a messenger RNA of Danio rerio (zebrafish), 3392 nucleotides long. NCBI's taxonomy places the organism in Eukaryota, Metazoa, Chordata, Actinopteri, Cypriniformes, Danionidae. The record is from RefSeq and is a predicted model, not a curated record.